Molecule: messenger RNA, 996 nt
Organism: Notolabrus celidotus (New Zealand spotty)
Lineage: Eukaryota; Metazoa; Chordata; Actinopteri; Labriformes; Labridae
Product: lens fiber membrane intrinsic protein-like
Exons: 6
Coding region: 230-751 (173 amino acids)
Cellular component (GO): plasma membrane
Molecular function (GO): structural constituent of eye lens
Source: RefSeq, a predicted model, not a curated record
CAGUAGAUCGAGUAGGAAACUGGAAAGUGAGACUGAGGGCUCUGGGAUGACAUGCUGCAUGGGGCUGCGGGAUGGUAACAGACUCGGGGCCACACUUCCAGGAAUGCAGUCACUGUACAUGGAGCAUGUGACUUAACCGCCAAGCUACACCAGAACCUCACUAAUAAGAGGAGAGGGUGCAUUUCUAGAAACAAGUUGCUCUGCAGUGGCUCCGUUAUAUCACCUCAAGAUGUACAGCUUCAUGGGAGGGGGCCUGUUCUGUGCUAUCGUUGGUAACAUCCUGUUGGUGGUCUCCACUGCAACUGACUACUGGAUGCAGUACCGUCUGUCUGGCAACUAUGCCCACCAGGGUCUGUGGAGGUACUGCAUGUCCAACAAGUGCUACAUGCAGACUGAGAGCAUAGCUUACUGGAAUGCCACCAGGGCCUUCAUGAUCCUCUCCGGGAUGUCGUGCUUUGCAGGCAUCAUCGCUGGCAUCAUGUCCUUCUCCCACUUCUCCUCCUUUGAAAGGUUCAACCGCUCCUUUGCUGCAGGAAUAAUGUUUUUUGUCUCAACUUUCUUUGUUCUGCUGGGUAUGGCCAUUUACACCGGAGUGACUGUCAACUUCCUGGGGAGACGUUUCGGUGACUGGCGCUUCUCCUGGUCUUACAUACUGGGCUGGGUGGCCAUGCUCAUGACCUUUUUUGCAGGUAUUUUCUACAUAUGUGCCUACAGAAUGUGUGAAUGCAGGAGAGGAACAAGCUCACGCUAGAGAGAGACAGACAGUUUGUUAAACAACAACAACAAAAAACAAUGCUGCUCUGAAUGGAGGACAAACAGACGGCAGUCCAGACUGAUCGAAUGAAGAUGUGUAUGCUGAUGCUGCUCCUGGAGUCCUUUGACGGUUUGAUUAACAUGUUUCCUGAGAGUCAUGAUCUCGCAAGAGGAAUUGUUUUAGGAAUAUGCAUGUUGGGAGCAGAGAGGAAAAACACAAUAAAGCUGAUAAAAUUAAUGUAA